AACCGAAUGGGUCCAAACGUCGAAGGUCCUGGUCCAAUGGUUGGUCCGUCCGUACCGACCAUGGUGAACAUCGGUCCUCAUGGACCUUUUGGACCCAUUGGACCGUUCGGACCUCAAUAA
Molecule: messenger RNA, 120 nt
Organism: Soboliphyme baturini
Lineage: Eukaryota; Metazoa; Nematoda; Enoplea; Dioctophymatida; Soboliphymatidae
Source: the annotation of a GenBank genome assembly